CGAGAGUCAGUGUGCGUGUGAAACUGUAAACUGCGUUUUAGUGUUGAUCCUCAUUUUAUUUUUUUUUCUGAUUACUGACAAAUUCUCGAAACUUCUUUUUCCAAGCAUUUUUUUGAUUGUGAGUCAAUUUACAUGCUGCCAAUCCACCAAUGAAGUUGACUAUCGGAUCCGUGACCAGCAGCCCGUAAACUUUUAGAAAAAAAUCAGAGGAUCACGCGUUCAAUAAUAAAGUACCUGAAUGAUAAUUUUCUUCCAAGAAAGUGGCCACUAACUCACACAAUGGAAAAUUCCUCAAAGAUACCUUUGACACUGACGAGGGAUACUGGAAGACUUAGUUUGGGUCAGCGAAUUUUUUAUGAAAAGAAUGGAUUUAUAUUAAUACCGCAUCUUGUGCCAUUGGACGUGCUUGAAAGAUGUAAUCAGAGAUUUGAAGAUAUAUCUUCCGGAAAAGUACCAAAAGGAGCAAUGACUGUCAUGAGGGACAUAAAUGACCGAAAAUCUGUUAACAAGCUACAAGAUUUCAAUACUGACGAAGUCUUAUUCGAGUACGUCUCUCACAAGGAUGUAGUAGAUGUGGUCGAGUCAUUCACUGGACCAAACAUUAUGGCAAUGCACACAAUGUUGAUUGCUAAGCCCCCUGAUAUUGGUUACGGAUCCUCAAAACAUCCACCACAUCAAGAUUUGUACUACUUCCCUUUCCGACCAGCGGAUAAAAUUGUAGCUUCCUGGACUGCGAUGGAACCUUGUGAUGUUAAAAAUGGUUGUCUUUACGUUCUACCUGGAUCACACAAAAAAUUUUCUCUACUUCCGCACGAAUAUCCAUCUGAAUCUGUUAACAAGAUGUACCACGGAAUUCAGAAACUGGAAGACGCCAAAGGAUGGAUAAAUCUGGAAAUGCAACCCGGAGACACAGUUUUUUUUCAUCCAUUGCUCAUUCACGGAUCAGGGAUAAAUCAAUCAAAAAGGACGAGAAAAGCUAUUUCUGCUCAUUACGCCUCUGCUGAUUGUACCUAUAUCGAGGUGGAAGGAACAGUCCAGGAGAAAAUCAAGGACGAAGUUAUGGAAGUAGUAAAACGCAGACUACCAGGCGUAACUAACGUAAAAUUUGAUGACAUUUGGCGCUUCAAAUCGGCCCUGGUGCGCGGAAUUCGAUCCUCCCUUUGAACAAAUUCAAAACACUUUUUAAAUUGUAAACUUUAUAUUUUAUAUUUCAUAUAUCCUUGAAAGGCAGUUUAUUGUGUAAAACGGAACAUAGUAAAUAUACGAAUACAAAUAAAUAUA
Messenger RNA from Belonocnema kinseyi, 1281 nucleotides. Its product is annotated as phytanoyl-CoA dioxygenase, peroxisomal-like. The transcript is spliced from 8 exons. Gene Ontology annotation, biological process: fatty acid alpha-oxidation. Lineage: Eukaryota; Metazoa; Arthropoda; Insecta; Hymenoptera; Cynipidae. Gene Ontology annotation, molecular function: phytanoyl-CoA dioxygenase activity. The record is from RefSeq and is a predicted model, not a curated record. Bases 280 to 1164 code for a protein of 294 amino acids.